This is a messenger RNA of Desarmillaria tabescens, 1216 nucleotides long. RefSeq lists its product as uncharacterized. Lineage: Eukaryota; Fungi; Basidiomycota; Agaricomycetes; Agaricales; Physalacriaceae. The transcript is spliced from 2 exons. The coding region runs from base 92 to 1111 and encodes 339 amino acids. The record is from RefSeq and is a predicted model, not a curated record.
CAAUUUUGUCUUCCCUAUUCUUUUUUCAGGAAGCUCCGCCUUUGCUUUGGCACAAAGCCGAACUUUUCCUUGUGCAUCUGUUUCUUCACGGAUGACUUUGCAAAGGAGAUACGGGAAGUCGUUCGCUACCUUGAUUCCACUGUCAAUCCCCCCCGAUGUUCAUGUCGAUUUAUCAAACAUCAGACCCUCUAUUGUAAAAUCGAUACCUCCCGCAGAUCUUGACGGCUUUCUUCGAGAUCUAUGGCAAUUGAACUGUCGCAAUCUUAUUCCAUUCCUCUGCCUCCAACAAGACUGGGAAGUAGAAAGUGUGCCAUGCGUAGGCUUCCGUCCGCCGCCGCUUACCUCGUUGGACACAGUUACUCUGUAUCUGCAGCCCAAGCAUCUCGUCGAUUGGUUGGUUCUAUCAAUGAACCAGUCGCCCGUCAGGAGGGUGGUAGUUUGUGACUCUAUGUCAGUUCUUGCACAACUGACACUUCCUCACCUGCGUACACUGGACCUCCAGAACGGGAGUAUUAGCACCAAUGACCUCUACAAGUUCCUGUUGCGCACCUCUAUUGAAAAUAUCCUCAUCUCUGAUGCAAAACUUAUGGCUUCGACAGAAAAUAUCCACAUCCAACCCCUUCCACGGCUAUCGUACAUCGCAGCCCCGCCUGAUGUCUUAACACUCUUCUCGCCGCAGCUUUUGGCCGCCGUAAGGUCCAUACGCUUACAAGCGGACCCAUCGUCGAUGGAUGCAACACAAUGCGUACAUAAUCACCAACAAGCGUUUCUGUUUAUCUCACAGCUACCCAACGUGCAUAGCUUGAGUGCCUGUCUCGGGGAGCUCGUCUCCACCGGUGCCCUAUGGGCGGACUUUGCGUUCCCCAACUCGUAUGAGCGAGCGGAGCAACGCUUGGUCAACAUUACGGAACUUUCCAUCAAUGAUCUCGUAUCGAUUCCCGCACCUCAAAUCGCAGAAGCGGUUGCGCGUUUUCCCAACGUGCGAAAUCUUUUCAUGUUGGUGCCAUACUCUUGGCCGUGUCUGGAGGAGAUAGCGACUGCGUGCCCUUCAUUAAUCAAGAUAUGUACAAUGGGGAAGAGAUAUGAUUGCAUGUUCCGAUCGAGAAACUAAUAUUCUUAAUUUUCAGUCGUGGCGGGAACGCAGAAGCACUUGUAUUGGCUAAUAUGGUUACCAACUUUCCCUUACUCCCAUGUCCCUAUUUCUAGAAAACCAUCA